AUGUCUGUAGGGUCAACACAAUUAGAACAUUAUUAUUCUUCAAUGAAUUCAGUCAAUAAUUCAUCAAAAAAUUCGUAUUCUCCUUAUUAUGAAUAUUUAAAUGUUGGUUCAGCAGCUUCUGCUACUUCCUCAUAUCCCCAAUCUAUACAACAACAACAAUCUACAAAUUCGUUGCUUCAGCCAACAGCUACAUCAGCAGUUGUUGCUCUAGGUGGUGGAGGAGGAGGGCAACAACACCAAGAUUGGCCUUAUAUGUCCUAUAAUACUCUUCACCAUCACAAUCAACACCAUCAACAACAACAACAACUUCAUCUACAUCAACAACAACAACAACAAUUAGGUUAUUUAAAUCAACUAGAUAAUUGUGGCAAUUCCCUCAUUGAUCAACAACAACAAAGAAUCUUACUUUACAAAAAUAAUGGCAAUAAUAAUGGAGAUGAAGUUGGAGGAGGUGUUGCACUUCUUUCUCCUGUAGAUUCUGGUAUUGGACAAGAACUCUUGUUGGAACAGGCAAAACAGGCUGGGAGGCAUUCUUGUCUUAUUCCAGAGUCAUCACACUUUUCUUAUUUUCUUAAAUUUAUAAUCCAAUUCAUUCACAUUCCUGUGGUACUCACUUCUCGUGCCUUUCUAAAUCCCUUCCUUUUUCAGCAGUUACACGAAUUCUUCGGCCCAGUAUCAUUAUCCUCAGCAGGUGUUCUCGUACCUUCACAGCAACAACAUUCUUCAGUUAUUCACCAACAUCACGGAGAUAAUACCGGACAAGAUACCCUCAAUCAUGCCCUUAUACUCCAACAACAACAAAGUCAACAACAACAAAAUAGGCAGAGAGAACAAAGGAGUAGUGCUGAAUCUAAUCAAUCAGCACAGUUGCAACGAGUACAUGAAUCUAGAGAACAAUCAAUUCCUGUGUGUAUCCCAAAAUUAGAUAAUCAAUUGGGCUUUCAAUAUACACUUGAAGCACCGAUCUCUACAUCUAUUAGGAAAGAAGAUGAUAGAAUGACAUAUGUCAACAAAGGCCAAUUUUAUACUGUUUCUUUUGAUUAUAUUCUUGAUUUACGGUGUCCUCUUAAAGGAAUGACUGUUAGGAGCCAAAUAAUAAUAGUAUUUCGAGAAGAUAAAUCAUUUGAAGAAGAAUUAAGAACUUGGCUAGUUUGGUAUAAACGCCAACAUUCCCCUAAACAACGCAUAAUUGAAAUUGAUGCAAAAAACUCUAUGGGGGCUAUUGGGGGAAAUUUUGAUGAAAUUGCCCAUAAUGCUGUCCAAUUUUGUUGGACGCCUGGGGAACAACCUGGGCCUAAAAAGAAGAGAAAAAUAUAUAGCCAUUUUUAA
Meloidogyne enterolobii is the source of this 1329-nucleotide messenger RNA. The record is from the annotation of a GenBank genome assembly. NCBI's taxonomy places the organism in Eukaryota, Metazoa, Nematoda, Chromadorea, Rhabditida, Meloidogynidae.